Emiliania huxleyi CCMP1516 is the source of this 519-nucleotide messenger RNA. RefSeq lists its product as hypothetical. Lineage: Eukaryota; Haptophyta; Isochrysidales; Noelaerhabdaceae. The transcript is spliced from 2 exons. The record is from RefSeq and is a predicted model, not a curated record. Gene Ontology annotation, molecular function: RNA-DNA hybrid ribonuclease activity; nucleic acid binding. The annotation marks the transcript as partial.
AUGCUAAUGCUCCAGCUUCGCUUCGACGGCUCCUUCCGAGCCGGUGGCGCCGGAGGCGCGGCAGCUGUGCUUUCCAAGGAUGGAGUCGUUUGGUGGGAGGGAGCCCGUUUCGUGCCCUCGUGCGUCACAUCGUCCCACGCUGAGUUUGAGGGCCUCAUUCUCGGCCUGGAGGCAGCACGCGCGCUGUCGCCAGACGCGCUGCGCGUCGAGGGCGACUGCCGGGUCGUGAUCGACCAGAUGUCGGGCAAGGCACGCGCACGCAAGCUGAGCGAGCCGGCAGGGCGCGCGCGUGAGGCCCUCGCGCGGCUGCCGCUCGGAAGCGCCCCGUCUUUCGGUGCCAUAGUGCGGGAAGAGAAUGCCCGCGCAGACGCGCUGGCGCGGGCAGCGGUCGACGCGCUGCACGUUGCGGCGGCACUCGCGGCUGCCCGCGGAGGCGGACUGCGAGCCAGCACGGCGCGCGGCUGCGCUGCUCCGGCUGCGGAGGGCGGCUGGCGCCUCGAGCUCGCUCUGCGCGAUUGC